Owenia fusiformis is the source of this 2516-nucleotide messenger RNA. The record is from the annotation of a GenBank genome assembly. NCBI's taxonomy places the organism in Eukaryota, Metazoa, Annelida, Polychaeta, Sabellida, Oweniidae.
GGUAGAGCUGGCACAAACAAGAAGUCAGUAGCGUCGACUCAAUUAUGUUUGAUUAGGCCUAGAUGAGCUCGGAUGGAUAUAUUUACUUCGAUGUACUGGAAAAUAGUCUGUAGUUCUAGUUUAGAUUAUCCGCACGUAUACACUUUAACAAUACACUCAGUAGCCAUAAUGAAAAGGGGCAUGAGACGCACAGUGAAAGGAAUAAUGACCGGAUGAUCCCCACAAAUUAGGGGCACGCGAUCAAGACAAACAGUGUUCCUGCUCUGCUGUUCUAGGCGGUUUGCCUUUCGAUCACUGUUUAGGACGCUUUAAUAAAGUGACAAAAAGGAAGGAACAAUCGUGAUCAAUUAAUAUGAAAUAUUGGCUUUGAUCAAGAAGGAAUAUGAAGUCUCGUCGGUCAUGAUCAAGCAAUCCAACCGUAGUAAACCGACCCUAGGGAAGUCAGAUACCACGUCGACUAAAUAAGCAAUCUACAGCUUAUGUAAAUGGACUUUGGAAUAAAGAAAAGGGUCUUGAAGUAUAUUAAUUAAUAUAAUGUUUAAAUUGACACGUCUAUGGGAUAAAAGUAUGAUAAAUGGGAAUUCCCGAUGCAGGUUACCACGACUACCUACGGAGUUAAAAGCUUCGGCGUAACCAUGGCAACUCAGUUGUAAGUUGAUGCCAUUGUAGAUAGAGAAUCAUUGAGGAAAUGAUCUGAAAGUAUUUUUCAUAAUUUCAAUGCCCAAUGGCUAAGUAGGAACGAAAAACGUUCAACGUAUAAUAACACUUCAAAAACGGUAAACAGCUGUAAGGUGAAAAAAUCGAGGCCCAUCAUCGCUAGAAUAACAUACAUGAUAAUUGGAUUUCUGAGGGCAAUUAGAUAAUACAAACUAUCGCAUUACACCUUCCAUAACUAUGCAUUGAGCCAUGGGAGUUGUAUAACUUCAACUGACAGAUAACAUAUUAAAACGAACUGAAUCUUACCUGAUCCUAUCACGACUUGUCAUCAUGGAGGUUACUCAGCUCACUCACAUAAACAAAGUGAAUUUAACACUUAAUAACGUAAGUUAUGAAGAGGUAAACCAAACAUUUACCAAUACCUGUACCACAAACUGUGAAGCUGGAAAUGGCAUUUUUUAUUACUCGGGGGCUGAGGAAUUGAAGGACUUUCAAAAUUGGUACAGCCGUUACCAUGGUUACAUUGCAGCCACUAUUUGUAUUCUUGGUAUCGUCGCAAACCUACUGAAUAUCGUUGUUCUCACCCAGAAGAACAUGAUCAGUGCCACAAACUGUAUUCUGACGGCACUUGCCGUCGCAGAUGGACUAACAAUGCUAGCGUACUUCCCGUUCGCCUUAUUCUUUUAUUGCAUUCACAGCGCCAAUGUAUUAGACGCCGAUAAGAACUCUCUCAGCUCGACCAAAUUUCUUUUCUUCUAUGCCGCAUUCAGUACGGUGGUCCACAGUAUCGCAAUCUGGCUAACUGUCACGCUCGCCAUAUUCCGAUUUAUGUUUAUUAAGUACCCAAGAUACGGGCCUCUGCUAUGUAGCCUACCGCGUGCUAAACUAGCUGUUGCGUUAGUUUACCUGGUAACUUUUAUUUUCUGCAUUCCGAAUAUCGUAGCCCUAAGUGUUGUACCAUAUACUAAAGAUGAACUGAAUCGGACAAUAUGGUUGCUACAUAUGCCCGAAAAUACAAUGCUUCAAAAGGUCAUCGUGAAAGGUAAUUUCUGGAUCCAAGCUAUAGUCAUCAAAUUGGGCCCAUGUGCCGGACUAACUGUUUUAAGCUUCCUUCUGAUACAGUCAAUGAGGGAGGCCGAGCAACGCCGUAAAAACCUCCGCGCUAAAAGUGUAAAACCAGAUGAUGACAACCGGAGAGACAGGAAGACAAACCGCACAACGCGUAUGCUCUUGGCGGUGGUGAUUCUGUUUUUGAUUACGGAAAUGCCGCAAGGAAUUCUCAUGUUUCUGACAGGUGUUCUGGACACACAUUUCUUCAAAGAAAUAUAUGACCCUCUCGGAGACUUCAUGGAUAUCCUUGCACUCAUAAAUAAUGGAAUCAACUUCAUCUUAUACUGCACCAUGUCAAAACAGUUUCGAGAGACAUUCCUCGAUAUAUUUUUGAAACCAGUGAGGGAAGAAACCCGGAGAUUAAGCACCGGGUUUACUAUGAUUCCAACUCAAAAUGGCAAGAUUUCUGAUUCGGAUGCCACAUUAGUGUGAAGUUCUUUUGCUAUGUCCCAUUAGUGUCACGAAGGACUUCCCGUGAUUUAAUCACGAAGCACGCAAGUGACCGGGAAUUGUUACAUUGAGAUCGGACUUACAGAAAGUAAAUGUAAUUAAGGUCCCAUCCAAUUAUGGUCCCCUUCCCUAUCGAUUCUUGCAUUGACCUUAUUAUAUUUAGCUCUUAAUGUUUUAUGAUCAACCAGGUGAACGUCAUAUAGAAGGGGCCCAUAAUCUCUGGAGGACCAUAUAUACCUUAGUCACAUUUGAUCUACGACAGCCGUAUGCCGGCCGUAGACUUUCUAUAUCAAUUUUGU